AUGCGUUACCAAUUCAUCUCCGCCGCCAUUUUGGCCUCCAUCUCCUCCGUCUUUGCCCAAACCGCUGGCUUCGACGCCAUCUCUGUACCAACCAACGGUCAAGUUGUCAAGGUUGGUGAUGUUUUGGAUAUCACCUGGGCUCCUAAUGCUGUCUCCGGAACUGUCACCAUUAAGCUCUUGGAGGGUGCUACUCCAGCUACCUUGAACUACGACCCUGUCAUCGUUGCUCACUCCAUCAACAACUUGGAUGGACAAUACAAGUGGACCGUCCCAGCUUCCGUUGGCAGCUUCGAAACCUACGGAAUUGCCAUUAUCCUCGAUUCUGAUGUCAACACCUUCCAAUGGUCCUUCCCAUUCAAGAUCCAACCCGCUGCUGCUUCUUCCUCAUCUAUCAUCGUCUCCACCACCGCCUCAUCGUCUGCCGCUGCCUCUACCACCUCCGCCGCUGCAGUCACCAGCAUCUCCGGUAUCCCAGGUGGAUGCAACCCAGCUCACGGAGGAUCAUGCCCAAGCUCCUACUUCAGCACCGCUCCAGCAUCAUCCACCACCGCUCCAUUCUCUAGCAUCUCCGGUAUCCCAGGUGGAUGCAACCCAGCUCACGGAGGAUCAUGCCCAAGCUCCUACUUUAGCACUGUUACCACAGCUACCUCCACAGUAGCAGCAGCUCCAACCGUUACCCCAGCCACCAAUGGAACUGCCUCCAACGCAACCUACACUGCUCCUUCCGGUAGCAACGCUACCAAGACCGGUCCUAGCGUUGUUGAGGCCACUGGUGCUGGUUCAGCCAACAUUGCCACUGGUUCCUUUGCCUUGUUGGGUGGUCUUUUCGCCGCCUUCAUGUUGUAA
Molecule: messenger RNA, 846 nt
Organism: Sclerotinia sclerotiorum 1980 UF-70
Lineage: Eukaryota; Fungi; Ascomycota; Leotiomycetes; Helotiales; Sclerotiniaceae
Exons: 2
Coding region: 1-846 (281 amino acids)
Source: RefSeq, a predicted model, not a curated record